Messenger RNA from Paramormyrops kingsleyae, 2359 nucleotides. Lineage: Eukaryota; Metazoa; Chordata; Actinopteri; Osteoglossiformes; Mormyridae. The record is from RefSeq and is a predicted model, not a curated record.
AUAGCCUUAAUAAUUGUAUCACAUGAUGCCGAACCAUAGUUCCUUGUUUGUUCGUGAAACUCUGGUUGUUGAUCACAUGUUGGACUUUACAAAUUCCCUUAAUUUAAGAGCGCAGUUAUAAUACUGAAAGAGCAAUUUAACAGACGGCUUGGGUGUCCUGUGCUUUCCUGCGUGUGACUGCAGCAGCGCUUACGGUAGCCUGGUUGGUAUCUCUAAAAUCCUCGAAACAAGUCGGAAAUUAUUUUAAAAGGGUUCAGGUGAUUUGGGAGAGACAUUUCAAGUUUCCACAGUGCCAUUCCCCAUUAAGCACAAUGCUAGUAUCACAAUUGCCAGGGUCCUUGCUGAUAGCUCUUUUACCAGUGCUGCUGUUGUGCUGGGCUGAUCUGUGUCAUGGGAUUCCUGACCGCCAUAAGAGGGAUAUCCUAAAGCAGCAGGAGGCCUCCAGGCAGAUAGGGGGCAGAGUGCUGCUGACGGAGAAGGAGAGGCAACUCAACACUCAGCUUCAAAAACUGAAAGAGCAGGAAAUGGCCGGGCCGCAGUUCCCUCCUGCUAUGCACUUCUUCAAAGCGCGGCCACUGAUACAGCGCAGUCCGGUUUUCAACCUGCUGAGAAAGAUGCCCAAAGGAGCAGCUCUGCACAUCCAUAGCUUGUCUCUGGUUGACGUAGAAUGGCUGGUGAAGAAUGUCACCUACAGGCCGCACUGCUACAUGUGCGUCACCGAGGACGGCUCCGUACGCUUCCGCUUCUCCAGCCGGCAGCCCCGCUGCCACCUGCAGUGCUUCCCCUGGGUGCUGCUGGAGACGUUGAGGAGGAAGCUGGGUAACACCAGCGACCUUGACGACAGUUUGAUGAGGAAACUCACCCUGUUCACUGCAGACCCAGAGGCUGCAUACUCCAGCCAGGAUGUCGUCUGGCAGAGGUUUGAACAGGCUUUCGCUGCCGCUUCUGGAUUGGUUGGCUAUGCCCCCGUGUUCAAGGACUAUUUCUACCAGGGUCUGCAGCAGCUGCAUGCAGACAACAUCAUGUAUCUUGAGCUGAGGUCUGGGCUCUCGGGGGCUUAUGAGCUCGAUGGCAGCACACAUGACCGAGCCUGGUGCCUCCAGGCCUAUCAGGACGUCACCAGACAGUUUGUUUUCCGGCAUCCAGGUUUCCUGGGCGCUCGCAUCAUCUUCACCGUCCACAGGAGUCAGACAAUCUCUACAAUGAAAGAGAGGAUGAAGGAGGCCAUAGACCUACAGAAAGCAUUUCCAGAGGUCAUGGCGGGAUUUGACCUUGUGGGCCGUGAGGACAGCGGCAGGCCCCUGUGGUACUUCAGGGAGGCCCUGUCUCUGCCAGCAGACCUCGGAGUCACCCUGCCCUACUUCUUCCACGCAGGAGAGACCAACCAGGAGGGCACAGAGGUGGACGGGAAUGUGCUUGACGCCCUGCUGUUUAACACCUCUCGCAUUGGCCACGGCUUUGCUAUGGCUCACCACCCAUUGGCCAAGGAGCUCUCCAGGAAGAUGGGGGUGGCUGUGGAGGUGUGUCCCAUUUCCAACCAGGUCCUGAAGCUGGUCUCAGAUCUGCGGAACCACCCUGCCAGCACGCUGAUGUCUGAGGGACAUCCUCUGGUGAUCAGCUCUGACGACCCGGCCCUCUUCGGGGCGGCUGGGCUCUCGUACGAUUUUUACGAGGCUUUCAUGGGCAUCGGCGGGAUGAGCUCCCACCUGGGCACCCUCAAAGACCUGGCCUACAAUUCCCUCUGCAGUGGGGCAGACAAAAGCGAGGGGACCAGGCUGGACCGACAGCACCGAUCUUAUCGACUGGUGGUGUUAAACUGCGCGAAGUAGCGGCUGUCAGGACUGUUAGUGAACACCUCCUUCUCCAGUCCCAAGGCUGAGCGUGUGCAUGGCGAUGGACCGGCGCCCUGUCCAGGAUGUACCCUGUUCUGUGCCCCCCCAUGUCCAGGAUGUACCCUGUUCUGUGCCGUGGGAUAAGCUCCAAGCUGGCUGAUCCCCUGCUUUAGAUAAAUGGUUAAAGGAAAUGGAUGGAUUACCCCAAUUACACUUUAGUAAUUAAUUAAUUGAUUUUUAAAAUCCAAUCAAGGCUAACGUAUUCUUCGGGAAAAAACUGGGCCCCCAAACCACUGCUAAAUAAUGGGGAAUUAGAUAAACCUGUCAGUCACUGACAGCCCACAGUAAUCCCACCCAACAUCGCAGCCUCAUCGUUGUGCAUCAUCUUCUGCAGGGUACUGGCACAAGAUCCUUUUCUGUAAAACCACAGGGGUGCUGGUUUGCACUGAAACCUCCGCUUGUAAGUUUGGUUUGAAAUGAUUGUUUGCCAUGUACGUGCUGCCUUGUACGUAUAACAAUGCUCCCUA